GUCCAUCCCCUCGUAAUGUUCCGCUGUGUGACAACAUUCUAUUCUGCAGUUCCGCCCUGCUCGCAGCUAGCUUUAGUGCUGCGGAUCAAACCUUUCCAACUGUAUAUUUGGUUGGAAUCAUGCGCUCCAUUUCGGGUUUAAUUGCUGUGGUCGCCUCGGCUACUUUUUAUCUCUACCUUCUGUCUUCAUACCUCCCCCCGGGACCGCGACACUUUCGCCAGGAAAACGAAAGGGAGAAGUCCGUAGAAGACAGGGACGACUUGGUAGUCGAAGAAUACAGCCUGCGGUUCCCGUCGGACCUGGAGGAGCUGCGGGAGCUGGCCGAGCUGAUGCAGUUCUACAAGACGGAGCACACGGCCUACGUGCUGCUGCUCUUCUGCAGCGCCUACAUCUACAAGCAGUCCUUCGCCAUCCCCGGGUCCUCCUUCCUGAACAUCCUUGCGGGGGCGCUGUUUGGCCCCUGGCUGGGCUUGCUGCUCGCCUGUCUGCUCACCACCGUGGGGUCCACCUUCUGCUACUUGCUGUCUCAAGUGUUUGGGAAAAGCUACAUCGUGCGUCUCUUCCCAGAAAAGGUGGCCAUGCUGCAGGGGAAGGUGGAGGAGAACAGGAGCAGUCUGUUUUUCUUCCUGCUCUUCCUGCGGUUCUUCCCCAUGACUCCCAACUGGUUCCUGAACGUCACCGCUCCUAUUCUCAACAUCCCCAUCACCCUCUUCUUCCUCUCCGUCUUCAUUGGCCUGAUCCCGUAUAACUUCAUCUGCGUGCAUACGGGCUCCAUCCUGUCGGAGAUCUCGUCCCUGGACAACCUGUUCUCCUGGGGGACCGUGAUGCAGCUGCUGGCCAUGGCCUGUGCCGCCCUGCUACCCGGCGCGCUCAUCCGCCACUACGGCCACGCCCGCCUCCGCCUGGGGGGGGCCGAGCACAGCGGGAACGGCCUGGACAAGAAGGUCAGGUGACCGGGGCCCCCCGCUCGCCAUGGCGCUACCACGCCCACUCCCGUGCCCCCGCCAUCGCAGACGUCGCUCGUAAAGGGAAAACCGUUUUUUCGCUCUUUUUUUAAAUUUCAGAUUUUGUUUUUUUGUCUUAAAAACGCCAGCUCUUAAAAAAAAGAGGAAAAGAAAUCUUGCUGAAGAUUAUCAGCUGGCUUUCAGGUUUGAAGAGAUUCGGUGGUGUUUUUUUUAAUAAUCUUUUUUUUAUUUAUUUUAAUUUUGUUUCAUGUAUUUAUUCUUUCAGACAAUUAUGUUUCUGUGUGGAACAGUGUGGUCGGUUGUUUUGUGUUAUGUGUUCUUUUAUUUGUGAAGGGACGAUGGUUUACAUUGAUUCUCCUGCGGCAUUUGAGCCGUAAGACUCAGGCUCCCAGCAGCCCCUUCUUCUCAAAGGGGGAGGGGAGCUGUGGAAGGUCACCUGAGCUGUCCACAUUGAGUCCUUUAAGCUGCACACGGCAAACGACUUCUGCUCACAACAGCCUUCGCAGUGAGCACCAGCGAGAACAAAUGUGUGUGCGUGCGAGUGCAUGUCACUGUGAACUUCUGUAAACCGUAGGUUCUUUUUUCAGAUGUUCGAAUCUGUGCCCACCAUUAAUCUUAAGUGCUGUUUUUAACGUGCUGCUUUUAGUACUCUACUUCGAACAGUGGAAUGUAUUUAUAAAGAAAUCUCCGCUUUUCAUAAAGGAGAAAAGUGGUGUAAAAAGCAGUGUUGGCAUUUGUAUGAAAAAUUCAGCUCUCAGUGGCAGUCUGCAAGGACAGAUCACCUCUAACUAGGCAUACUAUGAAAGAACACUCAGCCUGUUCACAGAUGGCUUGGACUUGUAGGCUCCCAUAAGGCACAAUUCUGAUGGUCCUGUGUGUGUGUGUGUGUGUGUGUGUGUCUGUUUUAUGAGGUGUUUGCACACAGUCCACUUUAUUCACUAAUUUUGUGAACCUUAUGGUCAAACUGAUUGGACUUGUACCGUAGUCACAUCAAUACCAAGGGUUAAUUGGAUCUUAGGACACACCAAGAUGACUGAUCUUCAAGUGCCUUAUUAAAUGUCCCCAUCAACAUCUGCCUACACCAGACAACUACCUCAACACAACAGGGACAGUCUUGUACAUCUCAUUCAUCAUUCACUUGGUCCUGAAACAAAGUGUUCACUAAUCUGUAUCACCAAUAUAGACAAUCAUUUAUUUGUCAGAGCAAAUCAGUUUUUUUUUCUGCUGUUGGCUACAUGGCCAGAAAUGGAGUGUUUUAAUUGCACCUGUGAUCACCUGUGAUUGACAUCAGUAUCCACCAAUGGCAUGCAGAGACUGUUAUGACUUGCCCUCAUCGUCCAGUGCUGUAAGAGUCCUGCUUAGGCCAUCACUAAUUACUGUGCUGCAAUCCCUGGUCUUUCCAGGAAGCUGCAUGACAGCACCGGGAUCUAUAUUACGCGUCAUGUGCGUGAACCAUCGAUAGUGUGUGUAUGAAAAUGGGACUGAAUUCAGUUUUCAUUAUCCAGUCUGUUUUGCCAGUGUACCCUGAUUUGCAUCAUUAUUGUGGAAAUUCUGUUUUUGUUGAUGAAAAAAACAGAGGGAGAUUUAUUUUUUGUUGAUGAUUUGAUAGAACAAUAUUCUGAAAUAUUAAAUGUAAAUUUCUCUAGCAAUUUAACUGCAUAUAGCUUGAUUAUUAUUAUUAUUAUUAGAUACAAUAACAUUUUUUUUACUUGUUUAAAUAUGAUCUGGUAAAAUUUGUAUGACAUCUCUAAGAAACAUUCAACAUUUAUGGCGCAAUUGAGUAUGAAUUUAUAUUUGGAAUAGUAGUAAUGACUACAUUUGUAUUAUCCAAUAUAUUUUGACCACAAAUAAAAGUGGUGGCCAUUACCUUCUCACAGAGACUUGUAUUAAAAACAUGAAUAGAUAAUCUCUUUUGGAACUGCUAUACCAGUAUUGUAAAUCAUGGGUGUGAAACUGUUUUUAAAUUCAUUUGUACAUAAUAUCUGUGACAUGUUUCCUUCUGGCAGGUGCUGGGGUAAAAUGUGUUCCAUGCACAGUGACUUGUGGGGACUGUGUAGCACUGCUUAGACAAUGCGAACUGUACUUUUCGCCAAACAAUGACAUGGGAUAUGUACUCUUUAUUAUUCAUGUUCCACCACUUGGCUAAGUUAUGAGAGCGCUGCCUUUUGGGUUUCAAGUUCAGUCUCUUGUAAGUGUAUUUGGAUAAAUUGCAACCCAUUGUAACUGCUUGGCAUGACAAGUGCUUAUCUGUCAACUAGCCCUGUGUCAGACAUUUACAUUGUGUGUGCUUGGUAUGUCCCAAGCAAACACUUUCACAGGCUAAUCUGAAGUGUAUCUCUGACAUUUAUGGUACAGUUUUUCUAGCAGUGGCCUGUAAUAUGGAUGAAUUGUAUUUCAUCGACUUCAGGCUGUCUAGAACAGAUGGAAAAACUAUUUGGAAAUGGACCCCAGGGAAAGUGAUAUCCUUAUCAUAACCACAAGGGAAAGUUUUUGGAAAACAAAGCAUAGAUGACCUUGAAGCCAAAGUUCUCCCAUGAUGCAUCUGGCGAGGAUUCUGUGACACAUUAAAGGGUAACUUCUUUGUCUGUCCCCUUCUUACCCUUUUUCUGUAUUUCUUUCAGUUGUGUGUGUGCGAUUGUGUUUGGAUCAUUUAUGAUUCAGUGUGAGUCGAGUGCGUGUGUCUUAAAUCUCAUCCAUGCCAAGAGUUUGCCUUGUUUGUUUUUUUUUUGCAUCUUGCGUUUAUACUGCAGUUUACCCAGAACAAGUUUGCCUGGCAGACCUUUCUGGAUGUACAAAUCAUGUCUUACGGAGUUUAUUUCAUAUAUAUUAAUGCCGUGUUCACUUAUAUUAGUCUUGCUUUACUGUUCUUGAAAAAUAUCCCCUUUUUCAAAAAGCACACAGUUAAUUGUCCCACCUUAAAAACAAAACCUCAGAAGGCCCGCCCUACACAGUGACUGUUGGUGCUGGUCCUCACAGGCAUAUAAAUACUUUGGAAAGUGUUUGCACAUAGUAGGGACAGCAGCACAGUCAAGGAUGCACAAACAAUUAAAAAGUGAGCAAAACUAAUCUGUGUACAUGCUAUCAGUUCUUGCUUAUAAGCAUAGUGACCUGCAUCUGUGAAAACACCAGAAUACAUACACAUGCAUUAUAUGAAUCUAUAUGACUGUGAAAUUUUUUUUUUUUUUUUUUUAAGUACUGCAUUGUUUGUAAAACAUUGUACAUUGGUUUGGUUAUGUCUCUCUACUAUUGGACUCUAAUAAAGACUGGUAAAUUUUCUUCAGA
This is a messenger RNA of Anguilla rostrata (American eel), 4247 nucleotides long. RefSeq names its product transmembrane protein 41A-A-like. NCBI's taxonomy places the organism in Eukaryota, Metazoa, Chordata, Actinopteri, Anguilliformes, Anguillidae. Bases 120 to 953 code for a protein of 277 amino acids. The transcript is spliced from 5 exons. The record is from RefSeq and is a predicted model, not a curated record.